Messenger RNA from Venustampulla echinocandica, 492 nucleotides. RefSeq lists its product as uncharacterized. The transcript is spliced from 2 exons. The coding region runs from base 1 to 492 and encodes 163 amino acids. The record is from RefSeq and is a predicted model, not a curated record. Lineage: Eukaryota; Fungi; Ascomycota; Leotiomycetes; Helotiales; Pleuroascaceae.
AUGAAAUCCGUCAUGGUACAGGGGGCUCCUGACACGGUUCGGGUUCUUCCACAGCUCGGCCGAACAAACGGACUUUUCGAGCCAACAACUGUCCGCAGUUUCAAUUUUGAAAGCGCUGGUGUACAAACCAAAAUAUCGAGAACAUUGAUAGAGAGGCUGGAUGGCCGAAGCGUUCUACACAAAAUGGCUAUCAAGCUUUUGCGCGGAAGCUCUGGUUUGGCAGAAAUUCUAUUGCCAAUUUCGGAUCCAAAUCCAGAUGCUCCAAGAGUGUUUGUAGUGGAUACGGAGUUUUAUCAGCCGGAGAUGGGUUUGACACAGGAGAAAACAUCGGCAGCCAAGCACAUCCACCAAGUCCGCACUGCCACUGAGACGGUACAACAACUUAAAUACUGGCACCUCUGGCCAGAUGAUAAAGUCGUAGAAUCCAGUCUUUAUCCCCAAAAUCUUUUUGAUGUAAGAAGUUUACAUCGGCUUCUUGAGCAAAGCGGCUAA